This is a messenger RNA of Mus pahari (shrew mouse), 3456 nucleotides long. It is a transcript of the gene Ppp4r2, whose product is annotated as protein phosphatase 4 regulatory subunit 2. The transcript has 9 exons. The record is from RefSeq and is a predicted model, not a curated record. Gene Ontology annotation, molecular function: protein phosphatase regulator activity. Lineage: Eukaryota; Metazoa; Chordata; Mammalia; Rodentia; Muridae. The coding region runs from base 255 to 1508 and encodes 417 amino acids. Gene Ontology annotation, cellular component: nucleus; protein phosphatase 4 complex; cytoplasm. Gene Ontology annotation, biological process: protein dephosphorylation.
GCGCUGACGUGCCGGGCGCCAUGUUGGAGGGCUGGUGGUAGCGGCUCGGGGAGGUUCUCGCUCCGUCCGUCUCGCUCCGUCGCUCGCUUUUCCCCCCGCCCCGGCUCCCUUCGGGACCCCCCUCCCCGAUCGCCGGCGUGUGGCGGAGUGUGUGCGAGGCCGGGGGCGGGCGUCCGGGGGGGGCGGGGGCGGGCGCCGCGGCCCCCGGGACGGCGGCCGAGGGAGGCGCCGGCGGCGAGGGACUGCGCGGCGCCAUGGACGUCGAGAGGCUGCAGGAGGCGCUGAAAGAUUUUGAGAAGAGAGGGAAAAAGGAAGUUUGUCCUGUACUGGAUCAGUUUCUCUGUCAUGUUGCUAAAACUGGAGAAACAAUGAUUCAGUGGUCCCAAUUUAAAGGCUAUUUCAUUUUCAAACUGGAGAAAGUGAUGGAUGAUUUCAGAACUUCAGCUCCUGAACCAAGAGGUCCUCCCAACCCUAAUGUUGAAUAUAUUCCCUUUGAUGAAAUGAAGGAAAGAAUACUGAAAAUUGUCACUGGAUUUAAUGGUAUCCCUUUUACUAUUCAACGACUAUGUGAAUUGCUAACCGAUCCAAGAAGAAAUUAUACAGGAACAGACAAAUUUCUCAGAGGAGUAGAAAAGAAUGUGAUGGUUGUUAGCUGCGUUUGUCCGUCUUCAGAGAAGAACAAUUCAAAUAGCUUAAAUAGGAUGAAUGGUGUUAUGUUUCCUGGAAACUCACCAAACUAUACUGACAGGUCUAAUAUAAACGGGCCUGGAACACCUAGGCCACUUAAUCGACCAAAGCUUUCUUUGUCAGCCCCCUUGACAACAAAUGGUUUGCCUGAGAGCACAGAUAGCAAAGAUUCAGACCUGCAGCUAAGUGAAGAGAAAGGUCACAGUGAUUCUUCAGCCUCUGAAUCAGAAGUUUCCUUACUGAGCCCUGUUAAAAAUAAACAUCCAGAUGAAGAUGUUGUGGAGUCUGAGGAACAUGAGGUGAAAAGACUGAAGUUUGACAAAGAAGGUGACCUCAGAGAGACAGCUAGCCAAACGGUGUCCGGUGAAGUCUCUUCAGUUAGAGCAGAGGAGACGGAAACAGCAGCUCCCCCUCCUGACAAGGACAGAGAAAGUCGAACCAGGCAGCACUGUACAGAAGAGGAGGAGGAGGAGGAGGAGGAAGAAGAGGAGGAGGAAGAAGAAUCGUUUAUGACACCAAGAGAAAUGGUCCCAGAAAGAAAAAAUCAAGAAAAGGAAUCUGAGGACGCCUUAACUGUGAAUGAAGAGACUUCAGAGGAGAGCCAUCAGACGGAAGGCUCUGGUGUGUCUCUAGCUCAGACAGACUCCGCUUCAGAAAGGAGUGACAGUGCAGGGGCCUCAAGGAGUGGCUCUGAUUGCCGGGAGACACAGGAGUCAGGAGGGUCCCCUUCCAGUAAAACUGGAGAAAGUGUGUCAGUGUCGUCGUCCAUGGAAAAUGACGAAGCCACGGAAGUCACAGAUGAACCAAUGGAACAAGACUAACUACUUAAAAACACUUAGAGGCAGUAUUUUACAUACAGUUCUGGUUUUACACUGUAUAAAACUUUUAAGUAAUAAAUAAAGUGGACCUUUAGUUUUACAAGAGAAACAGGCUGUAAAAUAAAGAACCUUAAGAAUAAAUCCUGAAAGUUGUUUGUGGAAAGGAGCUGUGAGUACCGGCUCCUUUGGGUCCCGCUUAGUGCUGAUUUUCUUGUUUUGUUUGGUUUUUUGUUUGGUUUUUUUCCUGGUGUACUCAGAUCAGUGGUUUGUGUAUAGAUUUUUUUUUUUUUAAUUUAGAAUUAAAGUUUUUAAACUGGAAGAGAAUUAUACUUUUGAAAACUUUAAAGAUCUCAUUUGGUUUAUACAUACACAAGGAAGAUUUUUGUCUUGUCUCUAGCAGUUUCCAUAUUUUGGUCAUAGUUUAAACAGGUUAACAUGUGAAUUAAUAGGGUUUCAUGUGGUUUCAGAUUUUUAUUGUUCGACUGUACAAUGGAACCUUAAGUCAUAUAUACAUAUAUAGAUUAUCCUAAGGGGGGAUGUUAUAUUUUUCUGUUUCUAUAAGAGAUGAAUACAGUGAAUACUUUUUUAUUAGUAAUGACUGAGUUCACUUCUUUCAGAAGACCUCUUCUGAGUAGUUGAGACAAAAAUCUGGCCCCUGUGAAACCCUGGGAAUCUUUUAGUCUGUUGAAAUACCAGGUUAAACACAUUCCAAGAGAUCUGUGCAAACUAGAUUCUUUUGUAUACUUCUAAGGUGCCUGAGACAACACGACUUCAUUAUUUAUGAGAAAGUGUGCUUUAUCUUGAGAGUUGCGCUCAAGCGUUAGCUUACUGUUGGUUGAAUGAGUGCUUUGGAGCCUGACAUGAAACCAUCUCAAGAGCCCACAGGUCCCAUAACGUUUGAUUGCUUUUCUGAACACUGUCAACAUCACAUCUGUCUUUCUGAAUAAUCCUAUAUGCCACAUGGCACUGGUGUGAAACAUCACUGUACUGGAAGAAUUAGUAGAGGACUUCAGUAAUGUACCUGAGCUAAAUGACUGAGGCAUUAGGGGUACACAGAAACCACCAUGAUUUGUAUAACAUUUUGAAGUGAAUUAAUAUUUUUGAACAUGCUUCUUCAACAGCCAGUGUUAUAUUUUUCAGAUCAACACAAAGCACAAUGGUUAUUACUCUAUAAACUCAAUAUUUUCAAAUUCACAUAUUUAAAGUCAUGCAAGCUGCAACUUCCCUGUCAGAAUUACUGGCUGCCAAAUUUAUACCUGUUUCUUCAGCUGUACUUUUUGAUAUUUAGAAUUUUUAAAUUUCUGUAAAGUAGAUUUUGUAGACUGUAAUGUGUUCACUGCCUUUGUGAAGCGGUAUAUAAUUGUAUAAUUUCGUGUGUAACUGAAUGCUUGGGCUUUCAAUACAGUAUUCAUAUAAAGCAAUAAAUAUUAAUGUUAUGAAAUAUUGGAGUACAUUUUUAUCAAAAUACAAAAAUCCCUUUUUUAGUUUCAGACAUCUGAGGUACAGGGAUGGACCUAAUAGCUGAUGCAAACAGUUUCUCACACUGUAUCCUAAGCUUCGGGUGAUUUGAAGGGAAACCACAAGGUUUGGAUUUUGACUGCUUAGACAUUACUAUGGCUAAAAAGAUAUUUGGCUCCGUUUGUUCAUAAAGUAAUAUACUACUGACUGAUGACCUUCAGGUUCACAGCAGCUGGGCGGUAUAUUUAUGAAUCUGUCUAGUAAAACUGAAUGUUGAUUUACUGCACCCAAGAGGAGUGAAAAUCAAAUGUAACUUGGCAAAAAGGUUAAAAUGAAGCAAAUUUUAAGUGUGACACUCAUUUGUAAUGGCCUGUUAUAGUUGAGGGAUUGCCAGUAAGAGCAGAUUUUAAAGAUUUUAGGUUUGGAGUUUCUGAGAUUUUUUUUCUUAGGGUAUUUAUGAGAUUGUUGUCAAUAAACCUGUUCUCUAAGCUCC